AGCCCCGGAGAGGCGAUCCCAAACAGAAUCCCAGAGACCUCCAGCAUCCCAGAGAGCUCCACUGUCAUCCCACAGAGCUCCACUGUCAUCCCACAGAGCUCCGGCAGCAUCCCAAAGAGCUCCGGCAUCCCACAGAGCUCCGGCAUCCCCCGCACCACGCGCAUCCCAUGGACCACGGGCAUCCCGCGUUCUCUGGGAAUGCCCACGGCGGGAUUGGGGGCCGACUCGGACGAGCACAGCGCCGACGGGCCGCGGCUGCUGCUCUACUACAUCGUGGGCAGCCUGGUGGCCAUCCUGCUCCUGCUGGCGUUCGCCCUGGCGCUCGUGGCUUGCAGGAAAAGGGCGGCCAGGAGGGAGAAGCCUCCGGCCAAAAACGCGGCCGAUAAUUAUUGCUGGGUGCCCGAGCAGCCCGAGAGCCGCGGGGAGCGCAGGUAGGAGAGGGUUAAAAAUCCCAGUGGAAGGGUGGGAGGGAAUGCUUUGUGCCCAAAGUGAGCUCCUCGGGCUGUUCCAGAGGGAUUUGCAGCCCUGCUGCUCCAAGGGUUAACGAGAUGGGAGAGGGAAUGGGGUGGAAUUUGUCUCCUCAGCUCUGCUCCAAAAGGCAAAUUCGGAAUUGUUGGAUCACGUUCCUAAAGGGAAACUGCUCACUUGGAAUUCUCCUGCAGCCCCUUGUGCACUGCUCCCUCUGGAUUUGCCUCAUUCUCCUGGAAAAGAGUUUGAAGCUGGGAUGGAAAAGGGUUUGAAAUUGGGAUGGGAAAGGGUUUGAAGCUGGGAGGGAAAAGGAUUUGAAAUUGGGAUGUGCUUCAGCAGAGCUCGAACAGGCCCCUGCAGGCACAACCAGGGUGGGGUUUAAGGGUUAUUUUUGGAGUUUUAUUAAAAAUCUGUCGCCUGAAACCAGGGAGAACUGCUCAUCACGGAGCCAAGGAAUGGCAUAAAGGUAGGAAAAGCUGUGUUUGGAGUAACCACCUCCUCAUUUCCUGAGUAUCCUGCCUAAAUCCACUUCUAAACAGAGAAAACAAUGCUCUCCUUCCCAUCAGCCACAUGAGAGGCUGGGCUUUUCCUGUUGGAUCAUUUAUUUUGGGAAGGAUCCUUCCCGGCUCCAGGCUGAGCAUGUUUUCCCUCUCUCCCUGUGUAAGGAACAUGCUGAAAUUGGAAUACUUGCUGAUUAUUCCUUGUAAAACCUGUAACUCCCGAAAAACUCUCUGGGCCAGGUUGCUCCCCAGGUACUUCCCAAAACUCCUUGAGCCUUUUCCAGCGGGAAUUCUGCCCAAAAUCCUGAGGGGCACACCCAGCAGCACCUCCUCCAUGAUUUAUCCAUGUUGUGAAGGGCUGGAAAAAAUCAGCCCCGGGAUUUGAAGGGUCCAGCAGGUUCCUGAAGUUUCUGCUGGAGUUAUUUUGUCCCUGGAGCUGAAUUGCUCCAGGAAUGGGAAUAGAACACAAAGGAGUUUGUGGUGGGCAGGGAGCUGCAUCCUGUCAUUCCAUGUGCUGAGCAAAACCCUUUCCUGCUUUUUUCUUGUCUUGGGGCUCCAUUGUGAGCUGCAAACAGGAAAAUGGAGCUGAUAGGAAUGUUUUCCUUGUGCUGCCUGGGUUGGGAGAAAGGGAGGGAAUGCAGCACAGGAUUCUUGGAAAUCCUGCUGAAAGUUCCCAAAUCCCAAGGCAGCAGAGCAUUGGAAUUAUCUGGAUCAAUGAAGGGAAUCCCAUGUAAUUAUGCUGGAUUGGGAUCUGUGGGAAAUUACAGCCUUGGGGUUUUUUAUGGGAUAUAAGGCCAUAAAAAAAGGAAGGGUGAGGGUGAAAUCCAAGCUGGGAAAAACCUGAAGUGUGUUGUUUAUUCCCCAAAAAAUCAAAAUCUUGAUUUCUGUUGCAACCUCUGUGUAUUCCAUUGGGGAAUGAUGAUGGAUCUAGGGGAAGACAGGGAUUUGUGUCAAGGUUAGGUUGGAUUCUCCCUAAUGGAAUGUUUCCUGCUGUAGCCUCCUCCCUCCUGGUGCAAUUCCACCUGGAUCCAGCCUCAUGUCUCUCAUUUUUCCUGCCACAGCUUGAUCUGUGGCCUCCUUAGGGAGUUGUCCAAGGACUGGUGAAUCCCACAAGUUGGAGCAGGAUAAUUUGGUCCCCUGUCUUCCCUAGGAGAUGGGAUGUUCAUCCCGCUCCUUGGAAUUUUUUGUCGCAGAUGAGUGUUUUGCUUUCUCAGAAUGAAACUCUUGGAUUUACAGGAUAAAGUUAUCCUAACAUCUGUCUCUGGAUGAAAUUCCAAGAAGACCUGUAUAAAAAUGUGUUUGCAGUGGGUUUUAAUAAAGAUGUUCCUAAAAAUC
Messenger RNA from Zonotrichia albicollis (white-throated sparrow), 2303 nucleotides. It is a transcript of the gene CD93, whose product is annotated as CD93 molecule. Lineage: Eukaryota; Metazoa; Chordata; Aves; Passeriformes; Passerellidae. Gene Ontology annotation, molecular function: calcium ion binding. The record is from RefSeq and is a predicted model, not a curated record.